This is a messenger RNA of Rubroshorea leprosula, 542 nucleotides long. The record is from the annotation of a GenBank genome assembly. NCBI's taxonomy places the organism in Eukaryota, Viridiplantae, Streptophyta, Magnoliopsida, Malvales, Dipterocarpaceae.
GUUGUCAACAGUGGCUGAGCCACAUGCAGACCAGAGGGGCGGUGGUUCCCUGUGUUGUUGCUGAAAAAACCUUCAAACUCUUCCUUCAAUGUGAUUCCUCUCCAAGUAGUCCUACAAAAUCCCGAGGAGGCACGUCGGGCGCAGAGCAGGGAGCAAGGGCGCAGGCUGGUGCAGGGGCGAGGCUCGGACGUGCAGGGGACCUGGGUUCAGGGCGCAGGGCGCACGGCGCGGGCUGGUUCGGGGCCAAAAAACAAAUUUGAUGGGGAAAGAGAAGGUUCCAGACACCUUCUUUUUUUCUUCUUUUCUUUUUUUUCUUUUUGUUUUUUUUUUUUGUUUUUGGGUUUGGGUUAAAUGGGUAUUGGGAUUUUGGGCUUGGGUAGUUGGUAGGCUUGGGUUUUGGAUUUUGAUUUUGGUUUUUUUUUUUUUUGGUUUAAGGCUUAAAAUUGAAAUGGGUUCGAAUUGGGCCAUUUAAGAUGGGUUUAAGGUGUAAAUGGGUUUUGGGUUGAACUUUAAUGCAUUUCACCCUUCAACUUUUCAGUUCU